CUUGACAUUGAUUAAAAAAAAAUUGACACGAAAACAAGACGUUUGCAAACGAAAGUACACUCAUCUGAACGAUUUAACGACGCAAUUCUAUUUUGCAAACUUAAGAAAAUGUCAGACUUGGCUUGUUUUCCACUCAUGCACGAUGAAUGUGUUGAAAUUUCAGUGAAAACGGUUGUUGAAGAUGAGCCACGAGGCAGACAAGUUGUUGAAAUGACUUCAUUCGAAAAACUGAUUCACACUGCCCUUGGGUUGGAAAAAGACCCACUUAAUGAACACUCCUAUGCUUUCAGUUUUCAAUGUUGUGCUAAAGAUGGGAUGGACAAAGACCAUAGUUAUUUUUCUCAAUCGUCACAGUCUGAACAAAACGUGACAGAUUCUGACCGUGAUAGAGUUCUGCCAGACCAUGUAUACUUUUCAUCAAAUCUCUCAAGAACAAGUUCUUUUAAAAAGAAGAAAAAGAAGAAUAUGCAGUUCUCUUCAAAUGACAAUUUGUUACAGUCAAGUUAUGAGGGGGAAAAGCUGACCGUUCUUCCACACUACAGAUCUAACGAUAGCGCUCUAGAUUUGACAAGUUGUGAUACAAUUUCCGAACAGUAUCUCUCUCAUGAAAAUAUAAAUGUUAGAACAAUCGAUGUUCGCACAGAGCCACGGUUAAUAUCGGGCAUAUCAGACCCAGACAUAUCUAGAAUGACAAUAGAAUCUUCUUCAUCAAUGCCAAGUAGUCCGAAUUUUAAGUUCAGCGUAGUAGAUCAUUCAUACAGUCAUGAAUCAUUGGAGAGGAGCGCAUCAAAGAUGGAUAUUGUGUCAUUAUUCCUUGACCAUCCAUACGAUUAUUGUGAAAAGAAGUCAAAUAGUUUGAAUGCCUUGGCGCAAAGUGAUAGUUUGAAAAGAGGAUUGAGUAAUGAUGACUUGAGCCUUGUGAACAAUGGACAGUUGAAAAGACAAGACUUUAAAAACUCUCCUUUUCUGGAUCACUCUUACCAAUCUAUCGAGAGACAGAGAGGAAGAAAUAACAGAGACACGGUCGCAUCUGACACAAAGCAAAUAAAUGAGAUUGACAAAUUGCAGAAAAAGAUGUUUAGUCAGUGCCUUGAUCAUACCUAUGAACAACAUCCAGGUGGAAAGAAACUACUGACUCCAAGACCGAAAGGAUCAAAAGAAACUGUACAGAUGGAAAUGGACAAUGACACAGAUCACAGUUACGUGAUUCCAUCUGAAGACUGUGAAAUGGAGGAAGAUGUUGGUUCAUCCUCUGAUUCUGGAACAGAGUCGUUAAAUGAGGAUGAUGAUGGAGAAGUCCUACCUGUGUUGGAUAGGCUUACCCACUGCAGAAGCCUUCAGAAUUUCAGAAAGGAACAUGCCUAUGUGAAGUAAAUGAUUUACAGAAUCCAUGCUAGCACUAGAAAGACAAGAGCAGCUGCUGAAGAAACAUACAGUGCCAGACUUGAAAUCUAAAGGUCUCUAAUACUACUGGACAGAAAACAAUUCAUUCGUUGGACUGAAUCAACUUCACCAGACUUGAACUUCUAUAAGACCUUAGUGAUUCAUGUGGUUCCAUUGUUUUGUGGAAUUGCAAAUAUUCAGCUUGUGAAUUUUUGAUAGUGCAGAAAUUGUAUUCAGUUUAUAAUUUAUGUAAAUUUUGAAAAAUCUGUUAUGUAAAUAUUAUAUUCCAGACAACAGAUAAUGUGAGACAAUAAUUUGAAAAUAGUCUUUGAUAUUGAUUAUUUGCAGAAAUUCAUUCUUUAUUCCAAUUCUACCUCAUUGAUAUGGCAGACAUCACAAAAAAUCGGCCUUAAGUCUUCCUCCGUACAUACAAAAUAAUGAAGACACUCGAACUAGAAACAGAAUUUGAUCAGAGUUAUAUUUUCUGAAAUCUCUGUGUUUAAUCUUUUAAUAUAACUAGAAAAGGUUGUUCACUUGACCAUUUUGUACAAGUACAAUUGACCAUUUUGGAAGUAUCAGAUCCAGACUGAUUUUCCUUGUAUUCUGCAUUAUAUAUGAUAUAGAAGAAAAAUUCUGCUUUGUGUUGAAAAGUGUCCUAUCUAUUAUUUCAAAACUGAGUGUUUUCAAAAGUCAAAACAAUUUGUAUUGUGUCAAAUUAUUUAAGAUUUCAUUAUAUGUUAUCAUGAAUAAAAUAAACCACACAAACACGUAAAGUUUAUAAAACAUGUAAAGUUUAUAAAACAUGUAAAGUUUAUAAAACAUGUAAAGUUUAUUAUCUUAAACGUUUCUGCGUAACGCAUUCAUCAGUAGAUAUAAACAAACAUUUUUUUUUUAUUAUAUAUUAUCAUCAUAUAAGUUCAUACAAUUUAAACAGAUAUCCCUAAACUUUAUUUUUAAACAUCCAAUGCGAUGAAUUUAGAAAGUAAUUGCCUCAUAAUAUCAAAGUAACUUGGUAAACACUGAUAUGUUGCUGGAAAUUUGAAAUAAACCAUAUUAAAAAUAGCUGUUAUUCUCGAGUUUCAGAGAUCGUACAAAAGGCCUUGUGUUAUUAAAAUCAAUUUGUUACAAGGGAACUUAAUUAGUAACUACGGAACUUGCAAAUCAUGUUGACCAGUAUUUGCUGUAGUUAUAAAUGAUGUAUUUAUAUGCAUUAAUUAGUGAACUUGAUAUGCUCAAUACUUUUGUGUUCGUAUUGUGAAAAAUAGUCGCAAUGUUUUGUUAUUUUGAUAAUAUUGAAGCAAUCUCAUUGGUAUGCUUUUCCAUAUAUAACUUCUACAAGCUGUGAUUAAACAAAUAAAAAGGA
This is a messenger RNA of Mya arenaria, 2746 nucleotides long. RefSeq lists its product as uncharacterized. The transcript is spliced from 2 exons. The coding region runs from base 109 to 1374 and encodes 421 amino acids. The record is from RefSeq and is a predicted model, not a curated record. Lineage: Eukaryota; Metazoa; Mollusca; Bivalvia; Myida; Myidae.